Molecule: messenger RNA, 1374 nt
Organism: Raphanus sativus (radish)
Lineage: Eukaryota; Viridiplantae; Streptophyta; Magnoliopsida; Brassicales; Brassicaceae
Exons: 3
Coding region: 1-1374 (457 amino acids)
Source: RefSeq, a predicted model, not a curated record
AUGGAUAAAGCGAUGAUGGCUUUAUCAUUGGAUGAGGAUGAUGUGCCAUUUGAGAUGCCCAAUCUUUCCCAGUUUCGAUUGUCGGAAAGAAACGCUAGAAGUCUGAUUGGCCGAAUCCUCAAUCCAGACUAUCAGAAAAUGUUCAGAGUGAUUCAUGAGAUCCUAGGAAGUGGCAAAAGGAGGGAUCUGCUCGACGUCUUGGAAAAGGGAGUUCACACCUCUAAUGAAUGGGCUCUAGCAAUUGAGAGGUGGGCUAUAACAGCGCUUGGUGAGCGGUGUCUUGGUGAAGUUAAAGUUGUCGCGUAUGAUCCAGACAGACCGCAAAUACAAGAUUAUGUGCGUGUGCUCAUACGAUUUGAUGUUUCUCGUCCUCUUCGCAAGAAUAAGGUGAUCAAUCUCCCAGAGGGUGGAACUGCUACAGUUCGAUUCAACUAUGAACGCAUUCAAAAAAGAUGCUAUGAAUGUCAGAGGCUGAAUCAUGCUAAAGAUGUCUGCCCUCUACUUGUCAGACAGCGACGGGAGUCUGCUUUGGAUCGACGUCAGAGAAUUCUUAUGGAAAAAGCUGAGGCCGAGGCAAUCCUUAAGCCUCAUGAUCCUCUAUUUGGUGUUCUGUCUGAAGAACAAGUGGGGGUGGAUCCACAGACAGGUAGAAGAAAAAUUUCUGAUGAAGUUCUGGAGGAAAUGCAUCGGUACUUGCUGAUGGCUACUGAGGAGGAUCGUCCAAUUCGGAUUGCCAUGAUCAAAUCUUCUAUUGCUGAAGCUGAAAAAGAUCCUAUUCUGCAAAAAACGGUGCUGCGCUUGGAAGCUCCCCCAGUGGUUACUUUAGAAGUGGAUAAAGGCAAAGGACGACUCUUUGAUUUUGAUCUUAAUGAAGCAGCAGCCUCUUCGCUUCCGAUGCAGGGAGGACAAAGAGAAGGGAAGCUACUGGCGUCAGCUUUUAACGCUUUCAGACGAGAGGUGCAGCCUGGUGUUGGGAAGGAUGAUCGCCUUGUUUUUCCUUCUGAGCAGCUAAGUCAUCAUCAACCUCAGCUGGCGAAAACUUGGGCAGGGCCUUCGAGUGCCAGACCAGAGCAAGCAACGAGGUGUAGCUCUCUUGGUGUUCAGAGCGAUCCAACGGAACAUGGUUUUGAAUUCUCUUCUUCAUCACCAUCCGGGAUUGCUAGAAAACAAGCAAAGCCUCGAAGACGACCUCAUCUGCAUAAGCGACAUGCUCCUAAACAGCAAGACUCGAACAUACUUCAGGAGUUGUAUGGAUCGGAGGGGAGUGGAUCAGGUGUUGGGUCUAAGAGGAAAGGAGUGGUACCUGCUAUGAAGGCAAGGAAGAUGAAGGAAGCAAGGGUGAUCCCGCAUGAGGGAUCGCCGAAGCAUCAAUGA